GAUGUCCUUCAGUUUUCACUCUGUCCAUGCAGCUGCUUCUCUCCUCUGUCCUCUCAUCCCCUGAUCAUGAUUAUUAGGACACUUUCUCUAUUUAUUAUCCUCUCCGUUGUCUGCUGCUAUGCAGAGGAGGUGAGGAGUAAAAGUAAAGUUUGCGCUAAUGUGUUCUGUGGAGCUGGGAGAGAAUGUUCGGUCACAGAGAAAGGCGAACCAACUUGUCUGUGUAUCGAGCAAUGUAAACCCCAUAAUCGUCCAGUCUGUGGCAGUAAUGGGAAAAUGUACCGAAAUCACUGUGAGCUGCAUCGUGACGCUUGUCUCUCAGGAAUCAAAAUACAAAUCGACCAUGAUGGACAAUGUGAAGAGAAGAAAAUGGAAAAGAUCAUCAACAGCCCAAUUGUUUGCUAUCUCGCCGAUCGUAACGAGUUGAGGAGUCAUGUGAUUGAAUGGUUACAGUCAGAAGUAGAACCUGAUGGAUGGUUUUCUAAAGGAUCCAACUUCUCAGAUGUCCUGCUCAAGUACUUCCAGAGCUAUGAUAACGGAGACGCUCAGCUGGAUUCAGCAGAAUUAUUGAAGUUCAUUCAGCAUAAUGAGACCGCAGUAAAUAUCACCUCUCCUUACGCAGAGGAGGAGAACAACCGCUUGCUCAGGAGUCUGUGUGUUGAUGCGCUCAUUGAGCUCUCUGAUGAAAACGCAGACUGGAAACUGAGCUUUGACGAGUUUCUCAAUUGUCUCAGGCCUGGAUUCAACCCUCCAGAGAGAAAGUGUGCCUUAGAAGACGAGACGUACGAGGAUGGUGCCGAGACUCAGAUGGAAUGUAACCGCUGUGUUUGUGCCUGCGGCAACUGGGUCUGUACUGCUGUGAUUUGUGACGGUUCAAAGAAGUUACAAGCAUUCGAAGAAAUGGAGGGAAAUGAUCAAGAAAUGACAGAAGAGGAAUGGGUUAAAAGAGUGGCUGAACUCAAUAAACAUCAGGAAACUGUGGAGAAGAUGAAAAUGGGUGCUAAAAAAGUCUGAGGAGAAAUCAAGAGACUUCCGGUGUCAUUUUUACUCCAGCUGUGUUUGAAUGGGAUAAGAUAGGGAUUUCUUUGUAGUUUAUUAAAUUCAUUACUGAGGUUUUCAAAUGGGUAAUAAUAUUUGUUACAGUUUCAUUUGUUCGGGGUAAAUAUAAGUCUGUAUGAAUGGUACCUCUAGUGUAAAUGUCUGCAAAUCUGGUUGAAAUACCAUAAUUUUGUACAUUCAGGGUAAUUUUAACCUUUCCAUUAAAAGAAAUUGUGCUAUUGUUUCACUUUACAGUUAGUAGAAAGUCUAAAAUUAUAUUUGUAUUAAAAAAAAAAGGAUUUUUUUAAAGUAAAAUGUUAAUAUUUUUAGCAAAACUAAGCCUUCUGUCUAAAUAUUUAAUGUAUUUUGGUUUGGGUUUUUGACAAUUCAGAGUAAAUUCCAACUAUUUGUGCUUAAUGCACUACUUAAGGCAGACACAU
Molecule: messenger RNA, 1475 nt
Organism: Danio aesculapii
Lineage: Eukaryota; Metazoa; Chordata; Actinopteri; Cypriniformes; Danionidae
Gene: fstl1a
Product: follistatin-like 1a
Exons: 11
Coding region: 67-1011 (314 amino acids)
Biological process (GO): regulation of BMP signaling pathway; cell differentiation; multicellular organism development
Molecular function (GO): protein binding; calcium ion binding
Source: RefSeq, a predicted model, not a curated record